Messenger RNA from Perkinsus marinus ATCC 50983, 136 nucleotides. RefSeq lists its product as hypothetical. The record is from RefSeq and is a predicted model, not a curated record. Lineage: Eukaryota; Perkinsozoa; Perkinsida; Perkinsidae. The annotation marks the transcript as partial. The transcript has 2 exons.
GUUGCUGCUGCUGCCGGCCACUGAGCUGCUGAGUAUCACCCCUCAUAGUAAGGGGCCGCCGACUNNNNUCUUUAAUUUUAUUACGCCCCGCGGUCCAGAAAGGACUUACUAUUGUUCAAAUAGGCGUGGAAAGUAG